AUGGCGUCGAUGCUAGAAUUUCGCACGCCGGGCUUCAACCCGUAUGCGGUCAAGUACUCUCCAUACGACGACUCGCGACUCGCAGUUGCUGCAUCCGCAAAUUAUGGCAUUGUCGGUAACGGGCGCGUCUUUGCGCUACGCCUAGGCCCCACGGGCAUCCGGCUCGAGAAGGCAUUCGAGACCAACGACGCCCUCUACGAUCUGGCCUGGUCCGAAAUCAACGAGAAUCAGCUCGUGGUCGCGUGCGGCGAUGGCUCAAUUAAACUCUUCGACCUCGCGGCCGGAGAUUUUCCUCUCAUGAAUUUCGCUGAGCACAAGCGCGAGGCCUUCUCCGUUUGCUGGAACCCAAUUGCAAAAGACCUCUUCAUUUCGAGCUCCUGGGAUGGCACCAUCAAAGUUUGGUCUCCCUCGCGCCCGACAUCGAUCAAGACCCUGCCUGUCGGCAGCUGCACGUAUUCGGCCUGCUUCUCGCCGACCAAUCCGGGGAUCAUUUCCAGCGUGUCGUCCGAUUCGCACAUUCGCAUCUUCGACCUGCGCACUCCGGUCACGGCCAAGUACCAUCUCACCAGCACCAUUCCCGUCCACGCCCCCCCGCAAGGUCACGGCCUCUCCAACGGGCUGACCGCUCUCAAGGGCUCGGCGCCGGCCGAGAUCCUGACCCACGACUGGAACAAAUAUCGGGACACGGUUAUUGCGACGGGCGGCGUCGACCGCGUCGUGCGCACCUUCGACAUCCGCAACCCGGCCGGCGGCCCCCUCUCCGCGCUUCUCGGCCACGGAUAUGCGGUGCGAAGACUGGCGUGGAGCCCGCACGCGAGCGACGUGCUCGCAACCGCGAGCUACGACAUGACGGUGCGCGUGUGGUCGGACGGGUCGAUGGCCGUGGCUGCACCGCCGGCGAGCGGUACUGGCCAGGCUCCUAUCCCCGGCGUGGGCACGCAACUGGGUGUCAUGAACCGGCACUCCGAGUUUGCGACGGGCGUAGACUGGUGCCUGUUCGGCACGGGCGGAUGGCUCGCGUCGGCCGGGUGGGACCAGCGCGUGCUGGUGUGGGAUGCCCAUACCCUGCUGCGCGGGUGA
Chaetomium strumarium is the source of this 1080-nucleotide messenger RNA. RefSeq names its product WD40-repeat-containing domain protein. Gene Ontology annotation, biological process: protein import into peroxisome matrix. The transcript is spliced from 2 exons. Gene Ontology annotation, cellular component: cytosol; peroxisomal matrix. The coding region runs from base 1 to 1080 and encodes 359 amino acids. NCBI's taxonomy places the organism in Eukaryota, Fungi, Ascomycota, Sordariomycetes, Sordariales, Chaetomiaceae. The record is from RefSeq and is a predicted model, not a curated record. Gene Ontology annotation, molecular function: protein binding.